CGCCCGGGCGCGCCGAAUGUUCCUGUUCUCAGGCCACGGCGCCCAGGCCACUCCCCUGGCACGGACGCCGAGCUCGCUGCCCUCUCCUCCACCACAGCAAGCAGCCUCGCACGAUCAGAGCACAGCAUGGCCGAGCACGCAGCGUCCAGCUCGGCAGCGGCAGUCGAGGCGGCAGCCGGCGCGCUGUGCAGUGCACCAGGAGCCGAUCUACGACCAGGCGCCGCUCCCGUGCGCCCGCUGCAGCCGGCAUCCAUCGCUUCGUCGUCGGCACAGGCCGCACUCGACGCUCCCAUGAUGCCUGGAGACGGCCCGCACGACUGCGACUCGUCCGGACUGGAGCUGCUCGAAAAUGCUGCCGAAGAGGAGUGCGAGGAGGAAGGCGACGACGAGGCGGCUGCUUUCUACGAGCAAGCGUGCGUGCUGUAUCCCGACGAGCAGCUGGAAGAGAUGCUUUACACCCUGCGAGAGCGCGGCUUCCUGCACUUCAUCCGCACCUACGUCCGGCCCGACGUGUCUGUGCGCGCUAUCCAGCUGCUGCUCGUCCGGUUGGGCUCCCUGCUGCCGCGCAACGUCCGCGAAGACGCCGAGCGGCCAUUAGUGCUCGGCGUGCUGCGAGCCGUGCUGAUGCGCAUCCUGCGUCGGCGCGAGAAGCUGCCGCAGUACAACAGCGUCGAUGAUGCCGUGGCGCUGCUUCGUCGCUCUCGCCGCAUCGUAGUCCUCUCCGGCGCCGGCAUCUCCGUCAGCUGCGGCAUUCCUGACUUUCGCUCCAAGGACGGCAUCUAUGCGACUCUCAUGCGCGAGGGCAAGUAUGACCUAGCAGAUCCUCAAGAGAUGUUCGACAAGGAGUACUUCAUGUCCGACCCCGCGUGCUUCUUCAGCUUCGCGCACCGUAUCUUUCCCUCUAACUUCACGCCCUCGCCGACGCAUCGCUUCAUCAAGCUGCUCGAGGAGCGCGACGUGCUGCUGCGCGACUAUACCCAGAACAUCGACACGCUCGAACAGCAGGCUGGCAUCACUCGCGUGCUAAACUGCCACGGCUCAUUCGCCGAAGCGAGCUGCACGAACCCGCUGUGCGGCUACUCAGUCGCGGGCAGCGCGAUCAAAGAGGACAUCUUUGCGCAGCGCGUGCCGUACUGUCCUCGCUGUCAUGCACCUGCGCCGCCAAAGGCCAAGGCGAAAGCGAAAGGCAAGAGCAAGGGCGGCUGGAACGAUAACGACAGCGACUCGGACGAGGCUGAGCGCGAUGCAAGACCGGCUGGGUGGGGGGUGCUCAAGCCAGACAUCGUCUUCUUCGGCGAGAAGCUGAGCGACAAAUUCGACCGCUGCCUGUUCGAGGAUCGCGAGUCCGUCGAUCUCGUCAUCAUCGUCGGCACGGCGCUCAAGGUGGCGCCAGUCUCCGAGCUCAUCGGACACAUGCCGCACAGCGUGCCUGUGCUGCUCAUCAACCGCACGCCUGUGCUGCACAUCCAGUCUGACAUUCAGCUGCUCGGUGAUGCGGAUGUCAUCGUGCAGUACCUCUGUCAGCGCUUAGGCUGGACAUUGCCUGCCGCGCCGACGGGAACGGUCGCGUCUGCGAGUCAGAGCAACGUCGACAUAGCGAGAUUGGACAUCGAGCCGCAAGAGAGCGUGCGGUGAGCACGGCGCGCUCGUCCCUCGUGCGCUUUCCUGCUGAAAACCAGCCGCAGGCCGCACAUGUGGCUCUUUCCCGGCGCGGACCUGACUUCGCUACAAGGCCCACCUGGCCCAUCGUCGCCGACCGACUCGGCAGA
Molecule: messenger RNA, 1769 nt
Organism: Tilletiopsis washingtonensis
Lineage: Eukaryota; Fungi; Basidiomycota; Exobasidiomycetes; Entylomatales
Product: SIR2-domain-containing protein
Exons: 10
Coding region: 127-1635 (502 amino acids)
Molecular function (GO): NAD+ binding
Source: RefSeq, a predicted model, not a curated record